GAGACGAAGUGGGAGGAGGGAGAGAAGUAUUUAAGAGGCUGUCCAUCUCCCCCUCCUCACCGUUCUUCAUUACGCUCCCUCUCUACGUGUCGAACAGCAGGCCAGCACUCCUCCUUUGCUCAGUAUGUCUAACCCUGCCAACACGGAGAAUGUGUCCACCUUGGAGACCGCCAUGCAGCUGAUGAUCCAGACCUUCCAUAAGUACUCUGGGGACGAAGGCGACAAAUACACCCUGAGCAGAGCAGAGCUCAAAGUGAUGCUCACUGCAGAGCUGGGCAACUACCUGGGGAAUGCCCAGGACAAGGAAGCAGUGGACAAGGUGAUGGGUGACCUGGAUGCCAACAACGAUGGAGAGGUGGACUUCACUGAGUUUGUUAUCUUGGUGGGGGCGCUCACAGUCGCCUGCAACGACUUCUUCCUAGAGUACAACGACAAGGGGGAGAAGAAGUGAACACAACGCACACAUGUACACUCACACACACCUACGCUCUCUCUCUCUCUCACACACACACACUGAGGAAGAGGAGGAGAGGACGGUGAUUAUGAUAAUGAUGCGACACCUCCACUCAAAUCCUGCCUAGGCUUCAUUCCUACUGUUUAACAGAGAACUACACACACCACACACACACACACACACUCAGAGAUGCGUCGUGGCACACUGGGCGGUGAGUUUUUGUGUUUUGUGUGUGUGCCGUCUCAAUCCAAACCAAACCCAACCCACAGAGAAGUUUAUUCCAGAGUGAAAAUGUGGAGAGUUUAAGUCAUCAAUAACGGUCAUUGUUGAAUAUGUGAAUAUAAUUUCUCUGUCUUUUCAUUCGUUUUGUAAACCCCUUAUUUAUUUUUAGUUCAUUGUUAAACUGUUCCUCCUUGAUAGA
Molecule: messenger RNA, 875 nt
Organism: Coregonus clupeaformis (lake whitefish)
Lineage: Eukaryota; Metazoa; Chordata; Actinopteri; Salmoniformes; Salmonidae
Product: protein S100-A1-like
Exons: 3
Coding region: 125-451 (108 amino acids)
Molecular function (GO): calcium ion binding; transition metal ion binding
Source: RefSeq, a predicted model, not a curated record